Molecule: messenger RNA, 2178 nt
Organism: Tupaia belangeri chinensis (Chinese tree shrew)
Lineage: Eukaryota; Metazoa; Chordata; Mammalia; Scandentia; Tupaiidae
Gene: TMX4
Product: thioredoxin related transmembrane protein 4
Cellular component (GO): endomembrane system
Molecular function (GO): disulfide oxidoreductase activity
Source: RefSeq, a predicted model, not a curated record
CCAACUGGACGCUGGUGAUGGAGGGCGAGUGGAUGCGGAAAUUUUAUGCCCCAUGGUGUCCAUCCUGCCAGCAGACUGAUUCAGAAUGGGAAGCUUUUGCAAAGAAUGGCGAAACACUUCAGAUCAGUGUGGGGAAAGUAGAUGUCAUUCAAGAGCCGGGUCUAAGUGGCCGCUUCUUUGUCACCACUCUCCCCGCAUUUUUUCAUGCAAAGGAUGGGAUCUUCCGCCGCUACCGUGGCCCAGGAAUCUUUGAAGACUUGCAGAAUUAUAUCUUGGAGAAGAAAUGGCAAUCAGUUGAGCCGUUGACUGGCUGGAAAUCUCCAGCUUCUCUAACUCUGGAAUGGCUGGUCUUUUUAGCAUCUCUGGCAAGAUAUGGCACCUUCACAACUAUUUCACAGUGACCCUUGGAAUUCCUGCUUGGUGUUCUUACGUGUUCUUCAUCGUAGCCACCUUGGUUUUUGGCCUUCUCAUGGGUUUGGUCUUGGUGAUAAUAUCAGAAUGUUUCUAUGUACCACUUCCAAGGCAUUUAUCUGAACGGUCCGAGCAGAAUCUGAGACCUGAGGAGGCUCAUCGGGAUGAGCAGUCGCAGGACGCAGAGGAGGAAAAGGAUGAUUCGAAUGAAGAAGAGAACAAGGACAGCCUUGUAGAUGAUGAAGAAGAAAAAGAAGACCUUGGUGAUGAGGAUGAAGCAGAAGAAGAAGAGGAGGAGGACAGCCCAGCUGUGGGUGUAGAUGAGGAGAGAAGUGAAACCAAUGACCAGGGUCUCCUGAGAGAGGGGACUGUAGCCCAGGGGGAAGGAGUCCCUGGCAAAGCUGAGGAGGACUCCUCUGAGCAGUCCCAUUCAGCUGACACAGAGGUGGUGGAGGACUCAUUGAGGCAGCGCAAAAAUCAGCAUGCUGAUAAGGGACUGUAGGCUUAAUGGCGCUAUUUCCAAGAAUAUAGACUAGAAGAAUAUGUCAUCUUUCCUCUGGUCUGUGGUUUAAACCAAAUCUUUAAUUUUUCCCAAAUGAGCAAGCUUCACUCUUAAAAGAUGAUUUCUAGUCACGUGGUCUAAUGGCAGUAAGCCUCAUGCAUACUAAGGAGAAUCGCUCAGCCUGACAUUGGAACACAGAAAAACAAACGUGGUGUUAAGAUUUGUUUGGGGAUUUAGGAUGGGAACUAGUUCGUUUACCUGAAACUAGAAAAUCUCUACCAGAGGAGACAAUGCUCAGCCGCAUUACACCUUCUAGAAAAAAGGCUACAGGCCCUGCAGAAUGAAAGCAAAGCAGCUUUUACUCCUAAGCAUCUUCAAAAGUAUAGCAGAAGUCUUGCUUCCUUUUUUUUUUUUUUGGUGUAAAGUGUUUAUCUUUCAUCAUACUGUAAGAAAUAUCAAGCACCACAGUGCAUGAACACUUUUUUUUUUUUUAAACAGAGAUUGAGGGGCCCCUGGAUAAAAUUUUAAAGAAAGGCUUGGCAGUCAUCCCAACCCUCAGAAUCUCCUUUGUUAUGUGUUAUUUCUUACCAUUAAGUUUUCCAACUCUUCCACCACGGGCCUGUGGAUUUCUGCUUCCUUCACAUUUCUCUAGUAAGAGGACUCAGGCGGUAGCCAGGUUUAUAUCAAUUGCAUUUAUUUUGACUAAAGGGUUUAGAUAAUCAGUAACCACAGACCAUGAAGCCUUGACUACCAAGCAUUUUUGAUGAAGCAGUGUAACCUUUGGAGAUUCAAAAGGAAGUAUAGGUUUUACAGGACAGAUUUUAAAAAGUUCUUUUUUUUUUUUUUCUAAAAUGUGACUUUGUAGAAAAAAAUGUUUCUUUAGCAAUAUUCUUUUUGAAUUCAGAAUCCUUCCUAUCAGUCUUUCCUGCACAAGGUAUUCUUGUGAAGAACACUUGAAUACUUUGUUUCCAUCUCAAGGGGGCCCUUGAGUCACUUCAGUAAUAUCUGAAAAACCAUUUCUGUUUUUUCUUCAUUGAUGUGCUUUUGGUGAAAGAAUUAAUGAAACUCAGUAUCUGUAAGUGAAAGAUUUGAUUUCAUUUCCAUCUUCCUUAAUCUUCUAAAGAAUUGUAUCUUUGUAAAUCUCUCAAUACUCAAUCUACUCAAAGUACCGAGGGAGUCCAAUUUCCUUAAAAAAUCAUCCAUCUACUUCUUUCUUACCUGAUUUAUAUCCCAGAAUAAAUUCUUAAAAUUGGAUUCCAAGCAUA